AUGUCAUGGAUGGGAUUAAAGAAAGCCAUUAAUCGAGCUGGUACACAAGUAAUGCUCAAGACAGGUCACAUUGAACAGACAAUAGAUAAAGAAUUUGAAUUUGAAGAAAAGAGAUAUCGAAUGAUGGAAACUAAUUCACUUAAGCUACAGAAACAAUUACGUUCAUAUCUAGAAUCACUAAGAUUAUUAACUAAUUCACAAAUAAAUAUUGGAGAAGCUUUAAGUUCAUUUUAUGGACCAAUUCCUCAAGCAGCUAUUAAGUCGCCUUCUUCAGGACAACACCAGAAUGGAAAUAAUCACAUCAUCACAGAAACUACUACUGAUAAAGAAGAUUCAAUUAAAUAUUCAUCGCUUUCACAUGAAUAUUAUCAGAUUUUAAAAAGUUUGAAUGAUGAAUGCAUUUCCGAGUUAGAGCAACCUUAUAACCAGACAGUAUUGAAUCCAAUAGCAAGAUUUAAUUCUUAUUAUGUUGAGAUCAACGAAGCCAUUAAAAAGAGAGCUCAUAAACAAUUAGAUUAUGAUGCUAUGAAGAAUAAAGUACGUAAAUUGAUUGAGAAGCCACCUUUAAAUGAUCCAAAUUAUGAUCUUAAAUUGAAUGAAGCCCAGAAGGAUAUGCAAGAAUCUGAAAAAGUUUAUGAUAAUUUAAAUGAUAAAUUAAAAACUGAAUUACCCAAAUUAAUUAAUUUAAGAGUUCCAUUUUUCGAUCCUUCUUUUGAAGCAUUUGUAAAAAUUCAAUUAAGAUUCUUUAAUGAAAAUUAUCAUCGAUUAAAUAAGUUUCAACAUAAAUUGGAUGCAAGAACAAGAGAAGAUUAUAUUAAGGGGAAUUUAGAUAAACGAAUUGAUGAUGUUUUAAAUAAAAUGAGAGAAUUGAAUAUUACGGGAACAUAG
Molecule: messenger RNA, 888 nt
Organism: Hemisphaericaspora subhashii
Lineage: Eukaryota; Fungi; Ascomycota; Pichiomycetes; Serinales; Debaryomycetaceae
Gene: RVS162
Product: Rvs162p
Exons: 1
Coding region: 1-888 (295 amino acids)
Biological process (GO): endocytosis; actin cortical patch localization; plasma membrane tubulation
Cellular component (GO): mating projection tip; medial cortex; Rvs161p-Rvs167p complex
Molecular function (GO): lipid binding; protein binding
Source: RefSeq, a predicted model, not a curated record